AUGGCGGAUUAUACCGCCGUUAGCGAUGAACACGAUCGGGAAAAACACGGCUUUUCGGUUAUUAUUGUCUCUGAUGAUUACCGCAGCGUUCUUGUCAAUGUGGAUUAUGAAUAUGGCUGUUUAUGCAAUGCUAUUUCCAAUAGUACAAGUGUUGGUAGAGGAGCUCGAAAACAAACUCGCCCGGACCACAGUAACAAAACGGGUAUGGUGAACAGUGCUUAUGAGCAAGAGCUUCAUAAAAAUGGAAAAGUAACUCGUGACGAGAAUGCACUCGAAAUGUCUGCCGUGAUUGAGGAAAAUUGUACUGGUAUGGACGAACAGCAGCAGAAAACCUCACACCCUGGUGACGUAACAAGAAAUGAUACAAAAGGGCCUUCGCGCUUGAUGAUGUGUUUUAAUUUGGGAUUGGUUCAAGCACUGAUAAUUGGCGGAGUCGGGACAUUAGUUGGAACGUUUUUGCCAUUGGUAUUGGUUCAAAACCUGGAGACAUAUUAUGGCCCAAGUGCGAAGCCGAAUUUUGGGGAGUGGAUGGUAUAUGCAAUACCAACGCAGAUAGUAUGCUUGGCGCUUGCGUGGACCUGGUUGUCAACUUUUUUUUUGGAUUUAGGGUGGUCAGAAGUAGUGGUUAUCUUCAUUUUUGUUGUGCUGAUAGUUAUGUGGCUUUUUGAGGACCCCCAGUUUGUGACGGGUUGGAGAUCAUGGUUCAAACCAGGGUUUGUAAAAAGCAGUACUUUCACUGUUGCUGUUACUAUUCUAUGUUUUAUCAUCCCAAACAAAAGACCAUCGCUGCCGCGUUGCACUCAUGAUAUUGAAAAAUUUGAACCGCUGCUAGACUGGCAAUAUGUAGUAAGUCGAGUACCCUGGGAUAUUGUAUUUUUCGCUGGAGGAGGAGUCUCGCUUACAGUAGGCAUCAAGGAAUCUGGUCUUGACCUGUUGGUAGCUGAUAAGUUAGAUUUUUUGAACUCAUGGGACCCAUGGAUAGUGUUGCUGAUCACUACCGCUAUAGGUGCCCUGCUGACCGAAUUUUUAAGUGGUCCAGUGUACGUGGGCCUUAUUCUACCUAUUGUCUACGUAACGGCACAUAUGAAAGGAAUUCAUCCAUACUAUUUUGCCAUACCAAUAACCCAGGCAUCCAAUCUGUCAUUCUGCUUACCAGCAGCACAUCCCUUGAACGCAAUGCUGGUGUCGUUCAAAGUCGUCACAGUUCCCACCAUGGCAAAAGUCGGAGUGAUGCUGAACUUUCUAUGUCUCAUUAUUACAAAUAUAUCUAUGAACACAUUUGGUUGGAAGUUCUUCGAUAUUGAUACUGUACCUGCUUGGGCUGUAAUAGACCUCGUCAAUGCGACAACAACUGUGGCAUCGGUCACGGUGUGA
Molecule: messenger RNA, 1374 nt
Organism: Saccoglossus kowalevskii
Lineage: Eukaryota; Metazoa; Hemichordata; Enteropneusta; Harrimaniidae
Product: Na(+)/citrate cotransporter-like
Biological process (GO): transmembrane transport
Cellular component (GO): plasma membrane
Molecular function (GO): transmembrane transporter activity
Source: RefSeq, a predicted model, not a curated record